UUAGCUGUGGACUCUCUUUGAACUCAUUUGGUUCGCUUUGAUAUUUGAGAACGUCAUGUGUAAGCCUCGUUGUGUGUCAGUGGCUUUAGUUUGCGCGUUUUUGGUGAUAGCUACGCUUAACGCCAGAAACGCAAGUGGCACAACAGCGCCUAACAACUCCGGAGUUCAAGCAACUUCGAAAUGCCAUAACAUGUACACUUACAAUAGCUUUUACGCCGGAGCGAACAACAAGAUAGAAGCACUGCUUCGUGAAGUUAAGCAUGAGCUGAGCGAGAUUCGAGAAGAACUCAAAUGCAUGAAAGAAAAGAAAACGAUUGAGAAAGGUAGGUCAAUUUCAUUUUUUAUUAUUAAUUUUUUUUUUCUCUCAACAAGCACAGCUAAGUUACGUGAUAAGGGUGUAAUAGUCCACUUUUAUACUUAUUUUCAAUUGUCUUGACAAGGAGAGUAAAGAUUUACCAGUUCCUCUUCGAUUCAUCGUUAGCACCAGAAAAAAUGUUCCUUGGGUUCAUAAUUUAUUGGUUUUGUUCGGAAGACUUGAUCAACAAGUUAAACAAUUUUUAAUUUCCGUUUCCCUUUUAAGACCUAGAGUAUUAACGAGAUUGUUGUCCUUAAAUUUUAGUGUAUAAGAACUGCGCAGAACUCUACAAAGCUGGUAAACGAAUUAGUGGCGUUUACACAAUCAACCCUGAUAAUGACGGUGCCUUCGAUGUUUAUUGUGACCAAAAAACAGCCGGUGGGGGGUGGACAGUGUUCCAAAAAAGACUGGACGGCUCGGUUGAUUUCUACCUCGGCUGGGGCGACUACAAACGAGGCUUUGGAAAUCUAAAUGGUGAGUUUUGGCUUGGACUGGACAAGAUUCACCGCCUGACAAAAGAACGAAGCAGGCUUCAUGUGGAUCUUGAAGACACAACUGGAAAAACAGCUUACGCUGAAUACGACUUUUUUGGUGUUGCAAGUGAGAGAAGCAAAUACAAGCUGAGUCUUGGAAAAUACUUCGGUAAGUCUUGUAAGCAGUUGCAAAAAGAAAUAAUUGAGAUGUAAGUUUUUAUGAUUGGUUUUGUGACGAAAAGUUUUUCCUUUUGAAACGAAUUAAAGGUUUUUCGGGAAACGGUGCCUAACUCUCGAUAAAACUGGGAGAAACUAGACUCAAAUGGCAACUCGCUUGCGGGGAAGAGCCGUCACUUCUCUCUAGGACCGGGAUCAAACCCGCACUAACUGGUACAGGUAGUAGAUAAAACAAAACUGAGCUUUGGUUCCAACAAUGUUUAUUCUUCUCGUUACAUCAACUACACUGUAUCAAUAACUCUAGUCAUACUUGGCGAAGUAAUCAGUAAUCCAUCCGUGACGUAAUCGAAAAAUAGUAAAAACUAGUCGGGUUACUUAUGUAUGACGUCUACAACCAUUUAAGACAAAAUUAGUACAAUAGAAAUAUAAACAGAAAUUUCUUACAGUUAAGUGAAGACUAAAAGCAAAAUCUAUUGUUCACCUGAAGUCUUUUGUUACUGUUACUAUUUUGGCAAGUAGAAGUACUACUAAAACCAGGUCAGCAAAAUUGCCAUUAUGUACCAAGUAUUAGAAUAAAAACUCUGAAUCGCACCAAUGACAUUACGAAUCUUCAUAGCCAAUAACAUCGCAACUUAAUUGACAGCCGACCAAAAACAUCGCGACUUAAUUAAUUGAGCAAUCAGGUCAAUAUAUUACCAGAGUUUAAUACCAUCGACUGACGUGAUACAACUCAUUUUGACUCUGAAGAUGACUACCGCACAGGUUGUCGUAACGUCAGUCACUGUCAACAACAACAGUCCUAUUCACGACUAUGUUCAACCGGGCGAUCAUACUCAACCCGUUUAUUAGAAUAAGUUAAGUAGCGGCUGUUCAAACAGGAAGAAGUGGAGACCAAUUUCUAUUUUCCCUUGAACAAAAACAGAUCUAUUUCAAAAUUACAAGUCAGCAAAACUUCUCAAGAGGGUUUAGGGCCUGGGUCAAAGGUGUCUUCGGAAAUAUCUCUUUCUAGGAGACUUAGAACAAAAUGAAACUGUCCCCAAAAGUAAAUCUUGAGGUUUUCGUAUGUGUUAAAGUUUAGUCAUGGUCACGUGAACGUCAUGUAACCAAAAACUGAAAAUGAAAGAAAUUGGCGAAUUGGUGGGAAUGUACUUGGUUUGGAUAAAUAAGUUGGCCUUUCUAUUCAAGAUUAAAUUUGGGCAUUUUAAAUGAUAUUUACUCUCAUAAUUUUUUUUGUUGAAGUGCAGUGGCUGGUCAUUCCAAACGUGAAGUGUUAGAAAUAGUUAAUAUGAAUGAGAAAAAUCUUAUUGCUCGAUUUCUUUUCUUAAAACCUUCGUCAAUUUGAAAAUUAUUUAAGAUUUUUAGCAGAAUGGUCUCGUGACAUAUCACAAGACUUAUUAACACAAUAUAUAUACUUUAAAAUGUUAAGUACAGUGAGUUAUUUAUGUGUGAGAAAUUUUGAUUCAGCUGCAUAAUCGGGGGCUAAGAAAUAAGCAUGCAAUAAAUCAUUUUAUUAUAUAAAGGUGCAUUAUGGGAAAUGUGGAAGUGGCGUAUUGCCGUUUUAGAAAGUCUUGUCACCGAACAGUUUUUCCAAGUUCACCCUUCUUGUUGUUUCACUGUAAGUUUUAUAAAAUGCUUUGUGAGAGAUAUUUGUUUGAUAAGAAGCUAUGAUUCUGUCAAUUUAAUUACAAGUAAAUUUCUCGCUAACGUCAAGUUCCUUAGGGAAAAAGACGGGUUUAUAUAGGCAAUAUUAACCCAAUGAACUACACAGCUCUGACAAAGCCUUGUUUCUCUUUCCUUGAAGGUACUGCCGGUGACUCGCUUUCAUAUCAUCGUGGAAUGGCGUUCUCUACCAAAGAUCGAGACAACGACUUGAAUGGCGGCGACUGUGCAAACCGUUGCAAGGGAGGAUGGUGGUUUAAUUCGUGUCUUGAUUCAAACCUGAAUGGCCUCUAUCACCACGGGAAACACCCUACGUCAUGGGAGGGCGUCAACUGGAAUAAAUGGAAGGGCCACAGCUACUCCGCUAAACGAGCUGAAAUGAAAAUAAAACCAGUUAAAGCCUAAAGCUACCUUCUCUUUUUUUCUGCUCUAACUUAAUCGAUAUAAAGGACGCGCAACAUUCAGUAGAUGAGUUACGGUUUAACCAUUCUGAUCACAUCAUUGAGUGCAAAAUCAGUAUAGACAAUUAAAAAUUUUGGCUUUUAAACUCUCUCAGUACAGUGUUCUCCUGUUACACUAGUGAAAUGUUUGCCCCGGAUUCGAGUCAGGGACUGACGAAUCAGGUUGGACAAGUGAACUGCCGGUGCUUGCCUGGGGGCGGGGGGGGAGGACAGAGGGGGCGACUUAUUUUUUUCAGCCUUAAGCCCACCCCACUGGUCGCAACUCUGAAAAUGCAUCACGGCACCUCUCAAUUAGGAUUUCCCUCUUAGACUAUUCGUGGUCUUUUGGGUUGGAUGAAGAGAAGUGUGGUACGCAUUGUCCAAAAAGCCUAUUUUCGUACCUCGCGUAAUCCAGCACACUCUAAAUCAGUACCAUACAACAAUCCAAGUACGUUGUUUCGCACGGAAAGCAAAAGUAGAUUGACACGGGUGGAUUUAUGGACAUGUUCGUUUUCGUUUCCUCUGCGGCUCUAGCCUGUGCCAGGCUCUCAGUCACGAUCUUUGCACAUACAUGUAUAAACUAUCUAGGCCUGCAUCGAGCAGGCCGCUCAUUGAGCUCCGGAUAUGUAUACUUUAGGACCUUUACGACCUUUUCUUUCGUAACGUAUUUAUCCCAUCAUUAUUCUUUAACGGCAGUGGCAUGCACUCAUUGAUUAACAAUGCCGUAACAAAAAGCGAAAAUGGAAAGCAAUGUCCCAACAGCCGAAUCUACGUCCUGUCAAAAAUGGACAAGCAUGACAAGUUGAACGUUAAAAAAGAAGUAAUACGUGACAAGUUUUUACUAAUCCUCUUUAUCUUAGUGUUUAAAGCAUUAAAAGCGGUUAAGUUGUAAAAUAAGAAACAGGACGAGAAAUGUGCCAUUUUCCAGGUUAAAGGUCAAGUCAUUCAACAGCAACUCCACUUAAUCGAUAAUCUCAGCAGUUUACAUAUUUUUCUUCCAGUCUAGUCUUUCCCCGUAGAGAUUUGAUGGGCGAUUUGAUGAUAACGAUCUUCCCUGCGGAAGAGAGUGAUUGGUUCUUCUUCUUAAACGAAAUAAGCCUUUUGCAACACAGCUAGGGUCACAGGGUACAACUGAUAGUCACGCUGGCGAGAAAACAAUGUAGUGAACCAAGAAAGAGGAUUGUCGCAUGUAUCGUCUAAAAUGAUAAUUUCUUUUCAAGGACCAUUGCGUUGUUUGCUCACAAGCGUAGCUAACUCUGUAGCAUUUCAGUUGACGGUUUGUUAAAAUUAACAACACAGCAUAGGAUUUGGCAUGGCCACAGGAACUGCCAUUAUGAUAUACUGUGUAACUGAGUACAUAACAUAGAUAAUAGAAAGAGGAAUGAUUAACAUUUAAAACUGCAUUCUUUACCCACAGCAAAACCUUAAUAGCGUGCAAUAAGGCAUUUUUCACGAGGACGUCACUUUACUACGAGUGAUCAAAAUACUUCCGGGUUUUCCUUUCGAGGGCAGAUUAAAUUUAUAAUUAUGACCACAGCUGAUUACAAAAAAAGAGAAAAAAAAGAAAUCAGUUCCCUGGUUGAAGUCGUAGAAUAAAACUAUUGUGAGAACGUCCUGUUAAUGCUAAUGAUUUCCUUUUUAAAUCGAUCGAAAAACUUGAACUGCCACCCAUUUUUCAUGUGCACUUUAAUUCUAACUUCCAUCCUUAAGCUGAAAAAUGGGUGGGAAUUAAGUGAAAGUAUAUUUUGUGUUUCAACGUUAAAGGUCGUUUAAUAUAUUUCCGUUUGCGUAUAUCGUGUAAAUCGCGUGUAUUGCAGCAUGCUUCUUUACUCCGGAGUAUAAAACAGAGCGAGACUCGGAAGACUGUUCAGUGUUUUGCAAAAGUGAUUUAUUUCUCGUUAGUGAAAAGCAGAGAUUUAAACGAGAACGAGUAGGCUAAUCAUGGUUUACCGUCGUUCACUUUGGAGUCUUUGCAGUCUUCUGACUGUGAUAGCUUUACUAAAUUUUGCCAAAUCAAGCAUAAUAGCAAACAACACCGCAGUGCGUAGCCCCGACGCGGGUUCUAAAUGUCAUGUAUACAACACUUACAACUACUACAACAGCCACUUAAACACGGGGUCGAACAAGAAGAUGGAAGCACUACUUCAUCGAGUACUGAAUGAGUUAAGCGAGAUAAGGGAGGAGAUUACGUUAUUAAAAGCAAACAAAACGACUGGUAAGUACGUGUACAAAGAGUGCGCACCCUUACCGUACACGUAGAAGAUAGGAGUUCUUUGAUUUGUCUUUGUUUUGCUGUGUUUUGUUUGUUACUUAUUUAUUUAAUGAUUCAUUUCUAGCUGUAACCUUGUCCCUCGUGGCAGUCAUCGAUUUGUUUCAAGUUCUUACUUUGCGGUCUUCUUUCCAUUCCCUGCCCCCCCUGGCAUCCCGAAAAUGCCCAUCCCUGGAACCCUUAUCGACCACAAAUGCCUUGAUUUAUCUACAAAAUAGAGAUGAGUAAAUUGAUUCCGUGCCAGGAGGACGUUUUGAACAGACCUUAAAUGCUUUUCUUGAGUUUAAUGAACGUUGAAGGAGACUACAUGAUUGAAAAGUAUAAUAAAAACACACGCCGCACUUUAUUUGAAAAAGAAACUCUGUGAUCUGAUGAUGGACAAAUAACUCUACCCGCACUUUCUUGAUAGAGAGAAGUUAACAAACAGCGGACGGAACAGUAGUAAUCAUCAUCAUCAUCAUCAUCAUUAACAUUUUUAUUAUUAGUGUUAUUCCUAUUGUAGUUAUAGUAAAUGCUCUUCAGCUACUGUGCGCUCCUCUGCAUAAAGGACAGGCGCUGAAAAAUUAAAACUACUUAUUUGUUUAAGAUUGCACCGUUAAAACACAUUUAAAACGCUAAAGGGAUAAAAGUUGACAAGCAGCUAAAAACUUUCGAUCCAUAGAAAUCCAACAAUCGGGUCUAAAUUAAAAAUCAUACCUGAGUCACACUCGUGAAAGACGGUAAAAAGGGAUAAAAGGCAAAAACCAUGUGUUCUCUAAAACGACUGCUACCUUCGAAUGCAGCAGUUUGUAACUUCUUAUCGACAGACCCCUGAUGUUUUCCCCUCUGGGGUGUCAAACGAUACAAAAGUACUUCAGUUGUUUAUUUCUUUAUCCUUAGCAACUUACAAGAACUGUGGUGAACUCUACAAAGCUGGCAAGCGAAACAAUGGUGUCUAUUCCAUUGACCCCGACAACACUGGUGCCUUCGAUGUUUAUUGUGACCAAAAGUCGGCCGGUGGGGGGUGGACAGUGUUCCAAAAGAGACUGGACGGUUCGGUUGAUUUCUACCGCGGCUGGGAUGACUACAAACGAGGCUUUGGAAAUCUGAAUGGUGAAUUUUGGCUCGGACUGGACAAAAUUCAUCGCCUGACAAAAGAGCGAAGCAGGCUUCAUGUGGAUCUUGAAGAGACGACUGGAAAAACAGCUUACGCUGAAUACGACUUUUUUGGUGUUGCAAGUGAGAGAAGCAAAUACAAGUUGAGUCUUGGAACAUAUUCGGGUAAUAUAUAAAGCCUAGCACCAUACAAACAUAUAAGCGCAAUUAAAAUUUUGUUUCUAAAAUUGUUGUAAUAAUAAUACCUCUACUAUAUAACGGUCGAGAGGUCUUCCAAAAAUUAUAGCCUGAAAAAGAACAGCUUUGGAUUUGACCCAUUCAGAAAAUUCAUGAUAGCGAAACCACAGAUAGGGAACAUAAGUAGAAGAGAAAUUUCGUACUUUGUGACAAAAUGACAUUAUUCCCUUGAAUCACACAUUUCUCUUCGCCUGUUCUUUCACUUCUUUAAUUUUGCAGGUUAUUGUUUAGACUUACUUCUAUGGGAAAAGUUCGAUAAUUAAGAUAAUUAGGAUAAUUAAGCUUAAAUUAUUUUAAAGUAAAGCCUGGUCAACAGUAGAACUGGAAACGUUGAUUUCCUGGCCAGCAAGUUACAUGAUUCUUCGGCAUGGUUCGAUAGACCUCUCUUUCCUCUGCGCAAGUUGAUUGGUUGUCAAAGUUGUCUGUGAGCGUCAAUGAAGACGUCAAAAGUGCUACAACGGGACACUUUGUUCGCUGACACGGGACUGGUCACUGGCAGCUGACAUGUGAAUGUGUUCAGUAUGAUAGACUCCAAUUUUGAGGUUUACUGGAAAAUAAUGUGAACAGGCUAACCAGUUUCCAGGUUGUCGCAAGUUUGCCAACAGCCCUACCAGCCUCGCCCGUCCUCUAUAUAAAAACCUCCUGUAGUUGUAGAUCUUAAAGAUCAGACACGCUUAUGAGUGUUGAAUUCCGAAUUAUUUUUUUCUUUGUUUGUUUCUUUUAUUUCCCUGAAGUAAUAGCCAGCUGUUUUAUUCAUUUUUUUUUCAUAAAAAAAUAUAAUUUUACCAGAUAACUAAGCUAAGUCGAACAAUCUGCCACUUGCGAAUUACUCUCUCCGGAUGUGACAACCGGCAGUAACAGUGAGAGAGUUGUAAUUCUCUUUGUCUUGCUUCACUAAAUAUUAAUGUAGCACGAAUCUUCUCAUCUAGGAACCGCGGGUGACUCGCUUUCAUAUCAUCGUGGAAUGGCGUUCUCCACCAAAGAUCGCGACAACGACCUUGGUUCAAACAGCUGUGCCAUACGCUGUAAGGGAGCUUGGUGGUAUCAGUCCUGUGUUGAUUCAAAUUUAAACGGCCUCUACCAUCACGGGACACACUCUACGUCAUGGGAGGGUGUCAACUGGUAUAAAUGGAAGGGCAACAGCUACUCCGCUAAGCGAGCUGAAAUGAAAAUCAAACCAGUUAACACUUAG
Porites lobata is the source of this 7897-nucleotide messenger RNA. Lineage: Eukaryota; Metazoa; Cnidaria; Anthozoa; Scleractinia; Poritidae. The record is from the annotation of a GenBank genome assembly.